GUCCCCUCCCCUCCCAGCCGCGGCGGCGAGAGAGGGCGGGCCGGCACCCGGAAGAAGAGCCUCCGCCGCCCGCCUGACUUCCCCAGCAGCCGGGCGGGGAGGGAAGCAGGCAGGCGGGCGCCAUGCUGCAGUUCUUGCUUGGUUUUACUCUUGGCAAUGUGGUUGGGAUGUAUCUGGCUCAGAACUAUGAUAUUCCUAACAUUGCAAAGAAGCUUGAAGAUUUUAAGAAGGAUGUGGAAGCUAAGAAGAAACCCCCCAGCGACAAGUCCUAAGAGAGCAAUGUCACAUCUGUGCAUCCAUCAAGGAUGCAACUUACCUUUCAGGCAACAAAGAUCAAGUAGAGGGUUGGCAUGGGAGGUUCCUCCACUUUUAGUCUCCUAGAACUGGAAUGUUCCUCUUUUGAAAGAGCAACCGUGAACUUUCCCUGGGACUGAUUUUCAAGGGUUUCAGAAUUUGGAUUUGCAGCCGAUAUGUGACUGGAUAAGAUCAUUUGUAUUUUUUGUUACUGCUUUUCCUAAUAUUUUGUAACCCAUUUUUACUUGAUCCAACCGGAGUCCUGUUAGUUAUGUUACUAAGCGUACCUCACUCUAUGUAAUACCCUAGUUCUUAGGACAUUGCAAAAGAAAUUAAAUGCAUAAAGAAGUAA
This is a messenger RNA of Phalacrocorax carbo (great cormorant), 646 nucleotides long. NCBI's taxonomy places the organism in Eukaryota, Metazoa, Chordata, Aves, Suliformes, Phalacrocoracidae. The record is from RefSeq and is a predicted model, not a curated record.